CCAGGCACUUGGGGCGUUCAGCCCAUCUUUUUCUUGUUUCUUUUCUUUUUUUGUGCAGCGACUCUGGGGCAGAAGAUCCCCAUCCUUAGCAUGGUGCCAAUGCAGAGAGGAUCAUAUUUGGAAUCAAAAGACUCGGCUCUCUUUCCCAUGUAGUGGAUGGAGUGCCGACAUCCAGAAGAGUGGUGUUAACCCCUGGCCUCAGAUGUGGACUAUAUGACUCUAGGUCUCUAUAUAUUUUAGAAAUAACAAAUUUAUUGUGAUAUUCUACAAUCUUUCAAAGAUCAUGGGCAGAAGCUCAGCUAUUACAACUGCAAAUUCUUCUGGACUCUGGGAGGUAGUUCUUCUGGACCUUGUGAUUUGAAUUGAUCAAAGGAUUCUGACGUUUUCUGAGAAGGAAAAACUGAAGUAAAGGAGAAGAUGACGUCUGGGUUCCUGACAGCCUGGUCUCAGAAAUCACUGACAUUCCAGGAUGUUGCUGUGGAGUUCACCCAGGAGGAAUGGGGGCUAUUGGAGCCAGCUCAGAAGGACCUGUUCAGGGAAGUGAUGCUGGAAAACUAUGAGAAUUUUGUCUCCCUAGGGCUUCCAGUUUCCAAACCAGAUGUGACCUCUCGCCUGGAGAGAAGGGAAACAUUCAGGCUGCCAGAGGGAGAAGUCCCACGAGGCACUUACCUAGAUUUUCUUCAUGACUAUAAUAUGUUUGGACGAAAAUAUGGUCUGGGAACAAUCCUCAUCCCAUGGCAGAGAAUACCUAUAGGAAAAUAUCUCCAUAACUAUGAUACACUUGGAAAGAGCUUCAAACAUUUUUCAGAUCUCAUCGAACAUAAUAGAAUUUCUAUAGGGGAAAAUCUUUGUACUUAUAAUAAAUGCAAGAAGCCCUCCAUUUACCAUUCAAAUGGCAUUCAUUACAAUGGAAUAUUUAAUCAAGAAAAACACCCUAAAUGUGAUGAAUUUGGUGAAACCUUCAGCAUCAAUUCAUGCCUUCUGGUACAUCAAAGAAUUCAUACCCCAUUGAAACCAUUUGAAUAUAAUGAAUGUGAGAAAGCCUUCAGCCCAAAGGGAAACCUCUUUUCUCAUAAGAGAAUUCACAGUGGAGAAAAACCCUAUAAAUAUAAUGGGUAUGGAAAAGUCUUCAGCAACAAUCAAAAGCUAUCUCCCCAUCAAAGAAUCCAUAUUGAAGAAAAGUUUCAUAAUUAUAAUGAGUGUGAGAAAAUUUUCAUGCAAAGCUCAUCCCUUAUGCAGCAUCAAACAAUUUAUACUGAAGGGAAACUCUAUACAUGUAAUCAAUGUGGGAAAAUCUUUAGCAGUAAUAACUAUCUUAUUCAGCAUCAAAGAAUCCAUACUGAAGAAAAGCCCUAUAAAUGUAAUGAAUGUGGGAAAGCCUUCAUUGAUAAUCAAAACCUAUCACAACAUCAAAGAACCCAUACUGGAGAGAAACCUUAUAAAUGUAAUGAAUGUGGGAAGGUCUUCAUCAAUAAUCGAAACCUAUCACGACAUCAAAGAAUACACAGUGGAGAGAAACCCUACAAAUGUAAUGAAUGUGGGAAAGCCUUCUGUACCACUUCUCGUCUUGAUGUACAUAAGGUAAUUCACCCUGGAGAAAGACUCUUUGAAUGUAAUGAAUGUGGGAAAGGCUUCAGGUUCAGGUCUGCCUUUAUGAAACAUCUGAGAAGUCAUACUGGAGAGAAACCCUAUGAAUGUAAUGAAUGUGGGAAAGCUUUCAGCUGGAAGGGAAACCUUAAUACACAUAAGAGAAUUCAUACUGGAGAAAAACCAUAUUUAUGUAACGAAUGUGGGAAAGCCUUUAGCAAUAAUGAAAGCCUAACACGACAUCAAAGAAUCCAUACUGGAGAAAGACCCUACAAGUGUAAUGAAUGUGGGAAAAGCUUCCGGCAAAGCUCAUCUCUUAUGCAGCAUCAUAGAAUUCAUACUGGAGAGAAACCUUACAAAUGUAAUGAAUGUGGGAAAGCCUUCAAUAAUAGUCAAAACCUAACAAGACAUCAAAGAAUUCAUACUGGAGAGAGACCCUUUGAAUGUAACGAAUGUGGGGAAGGCUUCAGAUUCAGCUCAAGUCUUAUGAAACAUAAGAGUAGUCAUAUUGGAGACAAACCUUAUAAUAAUAAUGAAUGUGGGAUAAAUUUCAGCCAGAAGGGAAACUUUAAUACACUUGAGAAUUCAUACAGGUGACAGUCCCCACCCCCACACCCCCUUUGAAUCUAAUGAAUGUGAGAAAACCUUUAAUCAGAAAGGAAACCUUAAGAAAAUUUAUACUAAAACUAAUACUGAUAUUAAGGAAAAACCUUUUUAGUGUAAUGAGUGUCAAAAAGCUUUCAAAUGGUGUGGAAACAUAGUCUUCCUGCCUAGACAUAGACAAUAGGAGCUAGAAACCUGUUGAAUGUAAAGAAUGUGAGAAAAGUUUCAUGAGGAAGCCACACUUGCUGUACAUUAGAGCUUUCAUCCUGAUUACAAAGAUAUUCAGGGCAAUGAAUGAGGGAAGACUUUCAGAGUAGAGACCUUGAGGACCAUAAGAAACAAUACUGGAAGGAGAAAUCUUUUUAAUAUAACAAAUGUGUAGAAGUA
Molecule: messenger RNA, 2577 nt
Organism: Trichosurus vulpecula (common brushtail)
Lineage: Eukaryota; Metazoa; Chordata; Mammalia; Diprotodontia; Phalangeridae
Product: zinc finger protein 883-like
Exons: 8
Coding region: 418-2184 (588 amino acids)
Biological process (GO): negative regulation of transcription by RNA polymerase II
Molecular function (GO): DNA-binding transcription repressor activity, RNA polymerase II-specific
Source: RefSeq, a predicted model, not a curated record